CAAAUUUUAGCAGAAAUAAUUAUUUGAACAAGUGAAAAAUCAUUAAUUAUAGUGAAAAUGGGGGAUAUGUUUAGAGAAAUUCUCAAUAUUGAGCAACCACCGACUCCGGAGCUCACGAAAGAAUCGUUAAUGACGAAAAAGAAAGGAGCUAAUGAGAAAACAAGAAUGUCAAGAAGACCUGAAGGCAUGCACAGAGAAGUAUUUGCUUUGCUCUAUAAAGAUAGUAAAGAUGCUCCUCCGCUACUUCCAACAGAUUCAGGCCUUGGAUAUAAGCAAAAUAAGGCACGAUUGGGAAUGAAAAAGGUCCGUAAAUGGGAAUGGACAAGAUUUACAAAUGCAGCACGCUCAGACGGCGUUCAAUUCUGUCAUUGGCAGCGAGCUAGUGACGAACCAAAAGAAUAUCCUUUUGCAAAACUUAAUCGUCAACUCAGUAUUCCUACAUAUAAUUUAAAUGAAUAUAAUACACAUCUAAGAAUGAAUACAAAAUGGAACAAGUCACAGACAGACUACCUUUUUGAAUUAGCACAACGAUUUGAUACACGAUUCGUAACAAUGACUGAUAGAUGGGAUCGCGACAAGUACGGAAUCAAGACAGUUGAAGAUUUAAAGGAACGAUAUUAUGAAGUGAUUGGAACUCUUCAGAAAAUAAGGCAAGGAGCAGCAAAUAACGAGAAGAAAAUUUAUGUAUUUGAUGCUGAACAUGAAAGGAAGCGAAAAGAGCAAUUAAAGAAGCUUUUUGAUCGAACACAGGCACAGAUUGAAGAGGAAACAAUGUUACAGAAUGAAAUGCGUAAAAUUGAAGCCCGCAAAAAAGAACGAGAAAAGAAAACUCAAGAUUUACAGAAAUUAAUCUCACAAGCUGAUAAACAGGAUGAACAGGCAACAUUAACGACACCACAAGCAAGGAAACAAGAGAAGAAACUGAAUCGUAAGAAAGUUCCAGUACAGCAAAAGAUUAAUAAAGCUGAUGUAGUGACAUCAAUGGAAACAGCAGCCAUUCGAUUUGGUGAAGGCGUUAAUAAAGGAACUGGGAUUGCUAUGCGUUCACAAAAGAUGAAAUUACCAGCAAAUUUUGGACAGAAAAGAACAAAAGCAUUGGAACAGAUUCUCUCAGAAUUUAAAGUUGAUCAAAAUCCACCAGCUACAGAAGAAAUUUGUACAGCAUUUAAUGAUCUUCGAUCGGAUAUGAUUUUACUGCAUGAGAUAAGAAGCACACUUUCAUCCAGUGAAUUUGAACUCGAAACAUUAAAGCAAGUUGCUGAAAUUAAACAAGAAAUCGCUGAUUAAAAAUUAUAAUUUGAGAGCAAGGUAAAUAACGAUUUUUGAUUGAUAGAAGAUUUACAUUCAAUGACAUGAAUCCGUUUAAAAUAAAAAUGUUUAAUUCAUUUUGCUGCUUACAUCCAAAAAUAAAA
This is a messenger RNA of Chironomus riparius, 1412 nucleotides long. The record is from the annotation of a GenBank genome assembly. Lineage: Eukaryota; Metazoa; Arthropoda; Insecta; Diptera; Chironomidae.